AUGGCUUCUGAGUCUCUUCUAUCCUCAAGUGAGGCAUCUAGCCUACCUUCUACACUCAAGAUCAAUAUGACCGCGCUCAACCAGAACCCUUUGAUCACUCCUCCUGAUCCACCAGAACACGAGUUCAGCGCCAAUGUUCCCGGCGAAAACAAGGACGACGACCCGGUGUUGGUGGUUGAUCAGUCAGAGGUCCUCCCACCAACUCCCACCUUGUCACGAAGCUCUUCCCAUUCCUCGUCGUUCCCCGUGCAGGGUCUCUUUGAUUCGGAACCUGGUUCGAUCGCGCCGUCGACCACUGACCCUAGCGCAUACUCAGACACUGAUUGUCCUGACGUAAUAAACUUGAUGAGUCGCGACUACGACCUCAUUCUUCGGGCGGCUGCAAAGGGGCCCCUGGAGUUCCGUGCUUCUGAAAUCUACUCGCUGGAUGACCGGAUGGUGCCGAGGGAGCGUCGCUUGGUUCGUGGAGAUGAGCUCAUCAGAAGAGUGGAGCGCUUCCUCAAAUACCGUAUUGACUGGUUUGAGCCCGGUCUUGGAGUCAAUACCGUUUGUGAUGCCACGUCGUGCUCGCCAGGGCCAUGGCAUGGCAUCAAGCGACUGGCGUUCGCGGGCCUCCUGACACAAUACCCGUGUGACGACAUGGACUCGGUUCUGAUGGACAUCAGGAACCAUCUUUUCAACGGCAAACCUUCUAUUCUGGAGUGGAUUCCCGAGGAAUCAUCUCUUCCACGUGCCUCCAGGGCUCCUUCUAUGUCAAGCAAACCUGUCUCAAAACCAAAGGCCGUCAAGCCCGUCAAGCCUGUCAAGAACAACCAGCAACCACCUAAGCGCCCUGCUGCAGUUGCUCCCUCACAGAAAAAAUUGGCAGAUCUCGCAGAAGCCGCCGCUCAGUUGGCGGACGAGCCGCUCAGCAGGACCAGAGGAGUGAAACGUCGAUACACUGAGGAAAAUCAAGAGCCACGCAGUGACAGCACUCAGACUGUCACAGAUAAGACUGUGACAGAUGAGACCUCAGAGGAGCCCGACUCCAACAAGACGGUCAAGAAGCACAAGGUUGUCUCGGACAGCAAACCCAAAACUCAGCGAAGCGCGGACAGCAAGUCUAAGAACACCAGAAACCGUAAUUCAGACAAACCGAGGGGUCCAAGCGAAUCACUCUGCCGAAACAUCAAAGACACUCUCAACAGACGCUCCGAAGACAAGAAUAACUAUGAGGCAUUCAACGACGCGAUUCUGCCUGAGAACGGGCCGGAGAUUGACCUGCCUCGUUGCGAUUUCACGGCAGAGGAACUGAAGGACAUCCGGGAGCUUCAGGAUAUUGGCGAUCGCACCGGUCUUCAUCCAGAAGAGGUCAAGCUCUGCAAGCUGUUGGCUAUGAGCUCCGACUUGUACAAGUGUCAAAAGGCACGGUGCUUCAUCGGUCUUGCGUUGUUUGUGGAGUACAACCUCGAGAAACUCGGCGAGGACAAUCCCAAGUUUAAGGUCUUGAAUGUCGGCAAAGCCCAGUUUCAACUGUUUGGAAAUGUGGAUGUCAACAAACUCAGCAAAAUGUACACUACCUUCAAAAAAUGGGGCUGGGUCGAGGACAUGACGCAGCAGAACAUCCCGCAAUCUUACAUUGAUCGGUUCCCGCAAGCUCAUCGCCUGGCGCUCAGGAACGAAGUUGCUGAAUACGAGGCAAACCUCCCCAUCGCAAAGCGCAUUUUCAAGGUCUGA
Messenger RNA from Fonsecaea nubica, 1716 nucleotides. RefSeq lists its product as hypothetical. The transcript has a single exon. The record is from RefSeq and is a predicted model, not a curated record. Bases 1 to 1716 code for a protein of 571 amino acids. Lineage: Eukaryota; Fungi; Ascomycota; Eurotiomycetes; Chaetothyriales; Herpotrichiellaceae.